This is a messenger RNA of Trichoderma breve, 528 nucleotides long. Its product is annotated as mitochondrial ribosomal protein l51 / s25 / CI-B8 domain-containing protein. NCBI's taxonomy places the organism in Eukaryota, Fungi, Ascomycota, Sordariomycetes, Hypocreales, Hypocreaceae. Gene Ontology annotation, cellular component: mitochondrion. The transcript has 2 exons. Gene Ontology annotation, molecular function: structural constituent of ribosome. The record is from RefSeq and is a predicted model, not a curated record. Bases 1 to 528 code for a protein of 175 amino acids.
AUGGACUUUGCCCUCCGUCUAAAAGGCGGCCACAUGGGAGCUAGGAAAUUCUGGAGAGAAUACCUCCCCCGCCUGAAAUACCACAACCCUUCCAUCCCUAUGAUCGUCAACCGCCACGACCAGAACCAGCUCCCCCCAACCAUGACAAUCUACCUCCGCAAGGCCGGCUCCUCAGCAGCCCCAGCGUCCUCUUCUUCUUCUUCCGAACCCAUCGCCCAGCCCUCAUCGUCCCGGACGAACCUCUCCAAGGCGCAGCCCCCCACCGCAGACGAGCGCGUCGUCCACAUCGACAUGGCCAACAAGCACUCAUCACACAUCCUCGAGUUCUUCAUGGCCGAGACCCGCGCCGUGCCGCUGCAGCCUACAAACGAGGAGAUUGCCGAGAUGCAGGCCCUCGAAACGCUACGCAAGAACGCAGAGGUCGACCGCGAGCGGGUACGACUGCUGAGACUAGAAAAGAAGAAGGAAGAGGAUAUGCUGAAGCGAGCUAGAGCCGCGGGUGGCAUGGCAGAGCAAGAGGAGGCUUAA